Messenger RNA from Entelurus aequoreus (snake pipefish), 3662 nucleotides. RefSeq names its product NIMA-related kinase 4 (gene nek4). Gene Ontology annotation, molecular function: protein kinase activity; ATP binding. NCBI's taxonomy places the organism in Eukaryota, Metazoa, Chordata, Actinopteri, Syngnathiformes, Syngnathidae. The coding region runs from base 242 to 2935 and encodes 897 amino acids. The transcript is spliced from 22 exons. The record is from RefSeq and is a predicted model, not a curated record. Gene Ontology annotation, biological process: protein phosphorylation.
CCUUCUUCCUGCCGUCGUCUGCUGCCAGUUGCCUAGUGACUAAAAGCUCCUUUUCCUGUCUCUCCGAAGAAAACCCUCCCGACUAAGAUAGCGUCGAACUUUUAACGAACACAUUUCAAAUGUUUUUUUAUUUUCGGCUUUGCAGCUAACGUUAUGGGCCUGGUAAACACGUCUCCUCCCAUUAGGAAUGCUGUGCAACACCCGUGUAGCCCAGCUCGGUUAUGAAGACUGUUGAAGAAAGAUGGAUAACUAUGUUUUCAUCAGGGUGGUUGGGAAAGGGAGCUACGGAGAGGUGAACUUGGUGAAGCACAAGGCAGACAAAAAACAGUAUGUCAUCAAGAAGCUCAAUUUAACCACCUCGUCAAAGCGGGAACGGCGGGCCGCCGAGCAGGAGGCGCAGCUUCUGUCCCAGCUGCGACAUCCCAACAUCGUCACGUACAGGGAGUCCUGGGAAGGCGCUGACCUCCAGCUUUACAUUGUCAUGGGCUUCUGCGAAGGAGGCGACCUUUAUCACAGGCUCAAGCAGCAAAAGGGAGAGCUCCUACCUGAGAGGCAGGUGGUGGAGUGGUUCGUCCAGAUUGCCAUGGCGCUGGAGUACCUGCAUAAAAGGAACAUUCUUCAUCGGGACCUUAAAACACAGAAUAUCUUCUUGACAAAGACCAACAUUAUCAAAGUCGGGGACCUUGGCAUUGCACGAGUAUUGGAGAACCAGAAUGAUAUGGCCAGCACGCUCAUUGGGACCCCUUACUACAUGAGUCCAGAGCUCUUCUCUAAUAAACCUUAUAACCACAAGUCUGAUGUAUGGGCUUUGGGUUGCUGUGUGUAUGAAAUGUCCACGCUUAAACACGCCUUCAAUGCCAAGGAUAUGAACUCGCUGGUCUAUCGCAUUGUAGGAGGAAAGCUGCCACAGAUGCCAAUUAAAUAUGACCCCCAACUGGGAGAGAUGAUCAAGAGCAUGUUGUGCAAGAAGCCCGAGGACAGGCCCAAUGUCAAUUUCAUCCUGCGGCAGCCGUACAUCAAACGGCAAAUUGCCAUCUUCCUGGAAGCCACCAAAGUAAAAACUGCCAAAUCGAGACAAAAAGUUGUUGGUGGCAGCAAUGACAUAAUAAACAACAAUGCAGCCAAUGUGGCGCCACCUCAGCCAAGGCCUCCAAGUCUUCGGCAAGAAGCUCCUCCCAAGUUGAAACAGAACAAGGCGGCAGAUAUUGAUUUAAGUGACGACACCAUGGAGCUCCUUAGAGAGGCUAACAUGCCGCAUCCAAAAUUGGAGGAGGAGCAAGAAGCAGCUUUGGAAAACAGAUCUGCACACAUAAUCAGUAAGGGAAACGUUGAGGGGAAUAAAAAUGGGUCAGGGACGAGAUCUCCAACUCAACAUGAAAACAUACAAGAAAAUCUGGAGUCGACAGAAAAGCUGCUGGAAGCCUUACCUCCAACUGUGGAACCUAUCGAAGAGGAGUGUCCCUCACUAAUCAACACACCAAGUCUAAAUGCUCCAUUUGUGACCACACUGGAACCUGUCGGCAUACAUCAGCACAGUGGGAGGAGCAAAGGCCGGACCACCGGCUUUCAGGAAAUGCCUGAAGCGGCAGCUCCCAGGCCUCUACCUCUACCUCCUGCUUCUGAAGCGGCAGCAACGGAGGUGAGGAAGAGAAACAAGGACACUGAGAGCAAGAAAGCUAAUGCGACGGUGAUCCCAAAGGCUGUUUAUUCUUCUGAGGACGGGCCAUUCCUUAUGCCACAGGAGCGUCCUCUAUCUGCCAGAGAAAGAAGACGACUGAGGCAGUCCCAAGACACUACCUGCCAAUCAGGUGCCGCAAGAGCAUCUUAUGAUGUCACCGCUUCCGAGGCUCAACGGUACAACUCUUCUGUAACCAGCUCUGUUUCAGAUGUUACCACUGAGACCACUAAGGAGCGUCCUCUAUCUGCCAGAGAAAGAAGACGACUGAGGCAGUCCCAAGACACUACCUGCCAAUCAGGUGCCGCAAGAGCAUCUUAUGAUGUCACCGCUUCCGAGGCUCAACGGUACAACUCUUCUGUAACCAGCUCUGUUUCAGAUGUUACCACUGAGACCACUAAGGAGCGUCCUCUAUCUGCCAGAGAAAGAAGACGACUGAGGCAGUCCCAAGACACUACCUGCCAAUCAGGUGCCGCAAGAGCAUCUUAUGAUGUCACCGCUUCCGAGGCUCAACGGUACAACUCUUCUGUAACCAGCUCUGUUUCAGAUGUUACCACUGAGACCACUAAGGAGCGUCCUCUAUCUGCCAGAGAAAGAAGACGACUGAGGCAGUCCCAAGACACUACCUGCCAAUCAGGUGCCGCAAGAGCAUCUUAUGAUGUCACCGCUUCCGAGGCUCAACGGUACAACUCUUCUGUAACCAGCUCUGUUUCAGAUGUUACCACUGAGACCACUAAGCAAGAAAAAAUGCUGGAGCAAAUGUUGGAUGAAGAAGAGUGCAGCUCGUCCACAAGCUCAACAGAGCAUUCAGAGGGAGAUGGCAGAGAAAGAAAAGCUGAAUCCAAAGACAUGCAAGAUUUAGUCCACAUGAUGACCCAAACUUUGAGGAUGGUCAGUGAAGACAGAGAAUUAGGCUCCACGGCGUUACCAGAGUUCAAACUCAACAGGAAGUACAGAGACACCCUGGUGCUUCACGGGAAAGCUCGGCAGGAAGCAGAGAACCUGUCACUGGGUGAAAUUCCACUAGGCUCCUCGUCAGGUCCAGCCAAGAUCAGGAGGGCCAUCGAGCUCCUGAGAACAGAUGUGGUGAAGGGCCUGGGAGUCAAGCUGUUGGAUAAAGUCCUGGAAAUCAUGGAGGAGGAGGAUGACAUUAAACGAGAAGUGCGUCUUCGUCAGCAGAUGGGCGAUGAAAAGUAUCAAAAUUAUGCUGUAAUGGUGAGACAACUGAAAUUGUUUGAGGAGAUAGCCUUCAAGGUUUAGGGGGGAAAAUGUUUUCUUAUGGACACUUUCCCCAAAGAGGCAGGUGCCAUGACACUUCUGUUGCCACUUUGGUACUCCUGCUUUUAUAAACAUUGAUGCUUGUUGGUAUUGAUGCCAUACACUUGAAUAUGAAUUACUGUACGCUAUUGCUUUCAUCAGGGGUGUCCAAAGUGCAGGUUCUUUUUUAAAUUGGUUCUCAAUAUAUUGUAAAAAAUGUAAUUCAUUAUUGAGGUAUACAAUUAGAUAUUACACUAAUUUGCUGUGUCAUCUAUAAUUCGGUUUCAACGUUUUUGUUCAGAAAGCUUAAAUACAUCGCAUUCCUUAGUGGAACAAGUUUGGACACCCUUGGUUCGUACCUUUAGUUGUAGCUUAUUAUAACGCCUAUGCAAACAUUUUCAAUCACAUUGAAAUUAGUCAAUGUUUUUUGACUUGCUCUAGUAGAGUAGUUAGUUGUUAAUUUAUCUUGUGAGCCAAAAUAUUACUGUAUGUUGUAGCUGUUUUGUAGCUUUUGCAGAUACGUUAUUUUCAUUUGUCUGAUACACAUAAUAUGGAUUUUAACACGGAAAUUAUUUCUGAUUAAUCCUUCCAUUAAAAAACACAAUUUUGACCAUUAUUUAUAAUGCUGUGGUUCUUGUAUCAGGAAAGUUCUCCCCUACAUGGUGUACAGUCACACACACCAAAUAAAGUCAGAUUUUGACAUUUUAUUGGACACACAUCGAAGUCAUCC